AUGUGCUCAAGGCAAGUCUCCAUUGUGCGCUUUAGGGCCCAAGAGCUCAUCGGCGUCGGCCAGCAGCAGGCCGCGCUGGCCCUCCUGCACGAGCAUGUCGUCUCCAAGCGCACCCGCAACAACCCUAUCGCCUCCCUCGAGCCGAUGAUGAUACAGUUUGUCGAGUUGGCUGUGGAGCUUAGGAAGGGCAAGACCGCCAAGGACGGCCUGUACCAGUACAAGAACACCGCCCAGAACACGAACAUCGGCACCAUCGAGCUGGUUUUCAAGAAGUUCAUUGAGCUCGCCGAGAAGAAGGUCACCGAGGCCCAGACCAAGGCCGAUGAGGUCCAGUCUACCAUCGACAGUGCCGCUGGCCAGAACAUUGAGGACCUCGAGGCCUCCGAGACCCCCGAGUCCAUCCUGCUCUCCACCGUCUCCGGUGAGCAGUCCAAGGACCGCACCGACAGGGCUAUUGUCACGCCUUGGCUGAAGUUCCUGUGGGAGACUUACCGUACGGUUCUGGACAUCUUCAAGAACAAUGCCCGCCUCGAGGUCAUGUACCAGCAGACGGCCCACCAGGCUUUCCAGUUCUGCUCCAAGUAUGCCAGGAAGACCGAGUUCAGGAGGCUCUGCGAGCUUCUGAGGAACCACCUCCAGAGCGCUGCCAAGUUUUCCUCGCAGAUGCACGCCAUCAACCUCAGCGACCCGGACACCCUUCAGCGCCACCUCGACACCCGCUUCCAGCAGCUCAACGUCGCUGUCGAGCUGGAGCUCUGGCAGGAGGCUUUCCGCAGUGUUGAGGACAUCCACACUCUUCUUAGCCUGAGCAAGCGUCCCGCUAAGAACGUCAUGAUGGCCAACUACUUCGAGAAGCUCACCAGGAUCUUCCUCGUCAGCGAAAACUACCUCUUCCACGCUGCCGCCUGGAGCCGUUACUACAACCUCAUGCGCGUUUCCGCUGCGGCUGUUGCUUCUGGCCAAAGCCCGAAGAAGGACAACCCGGCCGUCACUGAGGCUGACAUGACCAAGGCUGCUUCCUUUGUGCUGCUGUCUGCGCUCUCCAUUCCCGUCAUCAGCACUUCUCGCUCUCGUGGUGCUCUUGUUGACGUUGAUGAGGCUAAGAAGAACAAGAACUCUCGUCUUACUAACCUCCUUGGCAUGUCCACCGCCCCCACCCGUGCUACUCUGUUCAAGGAUGCUUUGAACAAGGGUCUGCUCAGGAGGGCCAGACCCGAGAUCAAGGACCUUUACAACAUCCUCGAGGUCGACUUCCACCCGCUCUCGAUUUGCCAGAAGAUCUCCCCCAUCCUCGCCCAGAUCGGUGCCGAUCCCGAAAUGCAGAAGUACGUUGUGCCUCUUCAGCAGGUCAUCCUCACCCGUCUGUUCCAGCAGCUUUCCCAGGUCUACGAGUCUGUUGAUCUCAAGUUCGUCCUGAACCUCGCCCAAUUCCCUGAGCCCUUCCAGGUCAGCGCCGACACCAUUGAGAAGUUCAUCAUGAACGGCUGCAAGAAGGGUGACCUCGCUAUCCGCAUCGACCACGCUUCCGGUGUCCUCACGUUCGACUCGGAUGUUUUCUCCUCCGCCAAGGCUCUCCACCCCGGCUCCGCUGCUGGUUCGGCUGAAACCGAGACUGGCUCGGUCCAGCGUCUCCAGAGCACUCCCGCAGAGAUCGUCCGCUCCCAGCUCACCCGCCUGGCCAAGUCGCUGUACAUCACUUGCCAGUAUGUCGAUCCGAGCUUCAACGAGGAACGCCAGAAGGCCAAGGAGGCGGCCCAGGCUAGGGCAGCAGCUGGUGCAGAGCAGGAACACCAGGAGGCUCUUGCCAGAAGGGAGAUCAUCGAGCGCAAGAAGCAGACCGCGGCCAGUGCGCUUGCUCAGAAGGAGAAGGACGAGGCUACCAAGCGUAGGAUCGCUCAACAGCAGGCCGCUGCUGCCGAGGCCCAGAGGCUGGCUGAGGAGAAGAAGGCCCGUGAUAUGGCCCGUCUCAAGGCUGAACAGGAGCGUAUCAAGCGCGAGGAGAUUGAGAAGCAGCUGAACGAGCUGAAGAGCGGCGUCAAGGGCGUUGAUCUGGAUCUUGACAAUGUCAACAUUGACGAGCUCGACUCCGGCCGUAUCCGUGCCAUGAAGCUUGCCGCUCUUGAGAAGGAGAAGAACGAGAUCGGCGAGAAGCUGCGCAUCACCGGUAAGCGCAUCGACCAUCUUGAACGUGCUUACCGCCGCGAGGAGGUCAAGCACCUUGCCGAGGACUACGAGGAACAGCGCAAGAAGGAUCUUGCUGCCUACGAGAAGGCGAAGGCGGACACUCUCAGGGAGAGCAAGGAGAAGCACGACGAGGAAGUCUCCCUGAAGCACCGCCUGAGCCGUCUUGUACCCGUCUACGAGAAGUACCGCAACCAGAUCCAGGAGCAGAGGAAGGCCGAGUUCGACAAGCGCAGGAAGGCCGCCGAGAGAGAUCUCAACCAGAAGAUGCAGGCCCGCAUUAAGGAAGUCCGCGAGCGCAAGGCCAGGGAGCGUCGCGAGAGGGAAGAAGAGGAGAGGAGGCGUCGCGAGGAGGAAGAACGGAGAGCAGAAGAGGAGGAGGCCAGGCAGAGGGAGGAGGAGGAGAGGAGACAGAGGAUGAUGGAGCAGAAGCUUGCGCGGGAAGAGGAGCGCAAGAAACUCGACGAAGCUGCCGCAAAGCAGCGCGCCCGCGAGGCCGAGGCCGAGGCCAAGCUGGAAGCCAAGAGGCAAGGCCGCUGGGUUCCUCCUGCCGCCGAAGAGCGCCCAAGCCCAAGUGCAAGCAACGAUGGUCCGCCGCGCCUCGCCCUCUCCGGCAACAAGCCGUCGUGGCGUGAGCGCGAGGCCGCAAAGGCCUCUUCCGGCGGCGCUCCUGCUGCGGAAGCUCCUGCUGCCGAGGCCGAGCAGCCCAGGCGCAGUGGCUAUGUUCCCCCUGCUCUCCGUGGCGAAGGUGGUGGCUCCUCCUGGCGCGAGCGCGAGGGCAGCGGAUCCCGUGGCCGUGAGGGUCUGUCUAGGGGAGACUCCGGCUCGCCUGCCGGUUCCUCGGGCCGCUGGCAGCCGCCGCAAGCCCGCGGCUCGCCCGCGUCGGGCAGCCCGGCGCCCGCGUCUGGCAGUGGCUACCGCCCGCCGCACCUUCGUGGCGAGCCCAGGGAUCGCGACUCUUCCGAUGCCCCCCCUCGUCCUGCCGGUGGCGCGUCUGACGGCAAGUACAGGCCCGGCGCUUUCUCUGCUCGCAGGGGUUAG
Lasiodiplodia theobromae is the source of this 3222-nucleotide messenger RNA. RefSeq names its product Eukaryotic translation initiation factor 3. The coding region runs from base 1 to 3222 and encodes 1073 amino acids. Gene Ontology annotation, cellular component: eukaryotic translation initiation factor 3 complex, eIF3m; eukaryotic translation initiation factor 3 complex, eIF3e; multi-eIF complex. The transcript has 4 exons. Gene Ontology annotation, biological process: formation of cytoplasmic translation initiation complex; translation reinitiation. Gene Ontology annotation, molecular function: mRNA binding; translation initiation factor activity. The record is from RefSeq and is a predicted model, not a curated record. NCBI's taxonomy places the organism in Eukaryota, Fungi, Ascomycota, Dothideomycetes, Botryosphaeriales, Botryosphaeriaceae.